Molecule: messenger RNA, 8771 nt
Organism: Sphaerodactylus townsendi
Lineage: Eukaryota; Metazoa; Chordata; Lepidosauria; Squamata; Sphaerodactylidae
Gene: DIO2
Product: iodothyronine deiodinase 2
Exons: 2
Molecular function (GO): thyroxine 5'-deiodinase activity
Source: RefSeq, a predicted model, not a curated record
UUUGUACUACAGACAGAUAGGGAGAGGGAGAGAAAGCAGAGAGUGGCAGGGGAGAGACCGAGCUGAAGUGAGCGAGAGGAGAGCAGAAAGUUUGUGUACAAAGACUCCCCCCCACCACCACUUCUAGUAAUGUUUCACCUGAUAGUUUUGGUGAUAAAAGACUGUGGGAGCUGCUUACUUUUGGACUUGAAGAGCUGAGAGAUACAGGAAAGUUAGCAGUGGUUCCGCUUCAGUUUUAGAACUGCAAGCAGUUGGCAGCACAGUUCUCUCUCUCUCUGUGUCUCUCUCUUUAACGGACUGAAAAGGGCUACUAGUUAAAGGGAAAAAAACUGUUUGACAGACUUUCUGAAAAAAUAAAAGCAGUUCAGAGUGGAAGGACUUUCACGCUGGCGUUUUGAGUUUCUUUUUUUAAAUACCGUGCUUUGUUGAGACAAUUUUCUGAGAGGAGACAGGGGCACAGUGGGUUUUUAAGAAGCACUUUUUAUUUUAUUGAUGAGGAUACAGGGCAUGAUCGGGGAACUCAAGGGAAGCUUUUGAAGAGCAGCAGCCAGGAAGAGAUGGGUCUCUUAAGUGUGGACCUGUUGAUCACCCUGCAGAUCCUGCCGGUUUUCUUCUCCAACUGCCUUUUCCUUGCACUGUAUGACUCGGUGGUCCUCUUGAAGCACAUGGUGCUUCUCCUGAGUCGCUCCAAAUCUGCACGUGGUGAGUGGCGAAGAAUGCUGACAUCGGAGGGGCUGCGCUGUGUCUGGAAUAGCUUCCUCCUAGAUGCCUACAAACAGGUGAAAUUGGGUGGAGAAGCUCCCAACUCCAAUGUGAUUCACAUUGCUAAUGACACCGAAGAGAGCAGCACCCGAUGGAAAAGCUCCAAUGGGGCCUAUGGAACCGAGUGCCAUCUUCUAGACUUUGCCGCUUCGGAGCGUCCAUUAGUAGUCAACUUUGGCUCAGCCACCUGACCUCCCUUCACAAACCAGCUGUCGGCCUUCGGCAAGCUGGUGGAAGAGUUCUCCAGUGUGGCUGACUUUCUGUUAGUCUACAUUGAUGAGGCUCACCCAUCAGAUGGCUGGGCUGCUCCUGGUGUCUCGUCCUCCUUCAGUGUAAAGAAACACAGGAACCAAGAAGAUAGGUGUGCAGCUGCUCACCAGCUCCUGCAGCGCUUUUCUUUGCCACCUCAGUGCCAGAUUGUGGCAGACUGCAUGGACAAUAAUGCCAAUGUGGCCUAUGGGGUCUCCUUUGAGCGCGUGUGCAUAGUACAAAGACAAAAAAUUGUUUACCUGGGGGGCAAAGGUCCCUUUUUCUACAAUCUCCAAGAAGUUCGACUUUGGUUGGAGCAGAACUUUAGGAAGAGAUGAACUUCAGACUUACCAGAAGAAGCUAGGCUGAUAAUCCUGCCCCUCUAGAGUGAUGCAGAAGGGAAAGAAACAGCUCCUUGUUUUGAAUGGACUUCUCUUGGCAGAGAAGAAGGUCAAAUGAUAAGGUCAAACAAACACAACAGACAAAAAAAAUCCAUAGUGCAGUAGCGAAUUGAAUUCCCCUUGCCUGCUCAGCAGAGAUUUGGAUAAAAAAUUAACUUUUAAGGCUACUAGAUGGUUGAGAUUAUAUUUCUGUACUUUGAGUAGGUUACCAUUGUGAUUCAUGAAAGAAAGCACAGCUUCCCAAAAACAAAAUCCCACAUCCUCCCCAGUUCGUGUUGGAAGCUCAAACAUCAUCUAACUCCAAGAGGGCAUCUUUUUAAGUACUGGUGUUUAUCCUGCUGAGUUCCAAAUCAGAAAAAAAAAGGAAUUUGAGGCAUACAGUUGUCAUAAAAUAGAACUUUUUGUGACAGAGAGGUACAGUGUUACGGAUUAAGCACAUUCCAGCAUCCACCUCAAAUUGGCUAGUUGGUCAGUUGUCCUCUUCCUCAUUGCAACUAGAAACUUGUGUUCACAACUGGAAAACUGUAUUUGAGGUAUACUCUAGAUACAAUCCUGUAAACCUUUAAAUCGAAAGAAGACUAAUUGGUAUGAGAUAAAUAAAGGGUUCUGAGACUACAGGUUAUAUAGUCACAUUUGAGCCAUUCUGUGGUUUCAGGCUCUAAUGGAGUAUUAAAAUUUUUACAGAAAUCCUCAAGGAAGAAAUGACUCAAGCUGUUUUUGGACCACAGGUCACACCCUGCAAAGUAGAUCCCUGUGGUGGUAGAGGAGCCCAUUGUGUGUUAGACUGAUCCAGGCAACACCUGCUAUCAAACUAUGUGGCUCUGCCCCGGCAAAUGAGUCUUAUGGGUGUUGUCUCAGGGGUAAGACACUCUAAAUCCAUGCUUCUGAACUCGUACGUAAGAGUUAUGGGGAGAUUCCUUUAAAGCCACACAAUAUUAUUCCAGCAUGGAGAUCUUUUCAUGUAAGGAACAACAGAUAUAAACCAAGAUAUAAACAGAUAUAAACCAAGAUAAUCUCAGUAUUGGAAAGGGAAGGGAACCAUUGUGGACGUUGCAGCCUAUAGGGGGAGCAACAGGAAGGGAGAGAAAGGUAGAAUAAAGGCAGGGCAGAGAGGGAAGCAAACAAGAAAGAGUUGGUUGCGGAAGGUCCCAUUUCAGCAAUUUCAGACAUUGGGACAGCUCAGACUUCCCACUAUUGUAUCCUGUGCAAAUAUCUGCAAUCACCCAAGUCCUAGACUAGAGCUGACCAGAGUUAAUGGGAGCUCUGAAUGCAGGGAACUGAAACCAUUUAUUUAUCAGUGUGCUUGCUUUCUUUUCUAGAGAGAACAACCCAAUACAGUUACUGUGUGUUUAGGUUUUUGUUUUGUUUUUUUAAAGAUAAUAAUUUAUUGCAUUUGGAAACAACGAUGCAGAAAGUGUAUUUUUGUGUAAGGGGGAGGGGUGGGGAUUGCACACCACUUUACCUCAUUGGUAUCUAAACUCUGUCCAUUAGUUAAAUGUGGUUUGUGUCCAUUUAUUUCCCCCUUUGCUCCUAGAAGUGCAAUUAGUUUUCAAUCACAUUACUUCGUUGAGGUUAGCUCAGCUUGAAAAAGAUUUCAUUUGCAGGGCUACUGAAUUGCAGUGCCAUGGCAGACCAGAAUAUUGUCCCAUCGUCCAUUGCCUGUGAAACAUUCCUGUUGGUCACAGAAUCACUUCCCUUGUUGUCUGUUAAGAGGGGAUUGCGGAGAAUGAGUUAGGUGACUGGGCUGGAUUUUUACAAGAGUGGGAUAAUGUGAUGUUGUUUUGAAAAAAAUGUUGCUAUUUGGAGCACAAUCCAACCAGGGAAGUUUUCUGCAUAGGGUUGCCAGCUCUAAAUUGGGGAAUACCUGGAGAUUUGGGGGAGUGAAGCCUGGGCAGUCAAGUUUCUGGGAAGAGAUUGAUCUCUAUGGGGUACAAUACCAUAGAGUCCAUCAUCCAAAGCAGUCAUUUUCUCUUGGGGAAUGGAUCUCUAUUAUCUGGAUAUCAGUUGUAAUAGCAGAAGAUCUCCAGGUUCUACCUGGAGGCUGGCAACCAUACAAAUCCUGCAUGAGCUCCACUGAAAAGAACAGGAAGAGCCCAAGAGGACUAAGUUAGAAAACAUCCUGGUGGGUUGUCAAUUUGGUUUUGAAGUAUUCUUUCGUUUUCCAUAACAUAAAGAUUAGGAAGGAAGGCAGAUGGCCUACAUGCCUAUUUUCCUUGAUUGUUUUUCAAAAAUGCAAAACAGCAACAGCCUAAUCAGUGCUGAGCAUUCAGUGAUGCGUAAAAUCUCUCCCCCUCACCCAAAUGAGUUGACAAUGUUGUUUUACUUUUAGUUUCAGCUAAUGAACAAAGGUAUGCUUUAGAAUUUGCUUCUCCACAUUGCAGUAUGCAAACUUGACAGUAAGGUAUGACUGCUAUUUUGCUGAUAUUCACCUCCGUUCCUUCCUUUCCUUCUAUGUACAGAGUGCACAUGGGCCCACAAAUACUGAUAAAGGAUGCUGGAGAAGCUGGGUGCAAAUGAAUUUUUGAAAGCAGGUAGCCAGAGGGUAAUGAGAAGGCAUGUUUUCUUACAACCUGGGAGAUUUUAUACAGAUAUAAGGAAUGGGUGAAGAAAGGAAAGGGGGACAGUGGAAGGGAACUUGGGACCUUUAGCAUGGGGUGAAGAUGAUAUUGCUACAAGAAAUGUAGGGGCAGAUAGCAUGCUGGUCUUUCAUCAUCAUAGCUAGCUGGCACGAGACCUUUUGCUUGGCAAAUGCCUGAAGACAUGUGCUUUAUAGAUACGGUAAUCUCCAAGUGUUUGGAUUUCAUAGCAGUCUUUAAUUCUAACCAGUUUCCUUUUCUAGAUUUUAAACACAUUUGUUCUUGAAUGCUUAUUCUAUUCUUUUAAAACCUACCAAACAGAGAAAUUAUCAAAAUAACAGCAAGCUCCUAACUGUAGAUGCCCCACUGAUUUUGGUGGGGCUUACUUUUAGGUGAGCAUGUUCGGGGUUAAACCUAAUUUACUGAAUCCAGUAUCCUGUUUCAGAUAGCCUUCAGGAUUUGACACUCGGGAAGUUUAAAAAAAACCCUUUGCUGGUUGAUUCCAAGACAGUUUGUUAGUAGCAGAAGGAAUUUUAACCCAAUCAGCAAUUGUCAUGAAAGCUUCAGGAUAUGAUGGAAUAAUAUUACAUUCUUACACCCCAUUUAUUCAUGUGCUAAAUGCUGCCACUGAACAAAAUGCUACUAGUCUUGUUGGAAUCAUACCUUAACUGCCCAAUCCAAAGGCUGCGGUUGCCAGAGAUGCUGCCCCACCACCUCCAGAGGGCUUCUAGGCCGCGUAGGAAAGCAGAAAACCCAGAGAAUCCCAGACUGCCUGAACAGUCCCCAUUGGGGGAAAAGGAUUUAUGCCAUCCUUUAGGGUGGUGUAAGUCACAGGCCUGUGCCUGGGAUGUUCCCAGCCUGAAAGCCCAGUGGAAGCCGACUAAGGUCAUCUUCAUCCCCAAGAAUGCCUCUACCCUGUCCCCAGCUGUGACAGUGUCCACAAUUAUGCCAGCACAGCUCUAGAGCAAGCAUCCUCUUCUCAGUUGGGCACCUCACAGCUCCAGAAUUCCCACCUGCUGCCCUGUUUGCCCCCCCCCCCCCGCUACCAUAGGUGCCACCUAUUUUGGCGGGGUGGGCAAAUGCAUUGGCGCAAGUCCGUGCUGCUUCCUGAUUAUUCUUCACACACACCCAGAUUGGGCUUUCCAUUAUUUCCUUUUAUCUGAGUCAUAGCUCAAUGGUUGAGAACCUAAUUCACAUCAAGGUCCAAGUUAAAGGAUCAGUUAAAGGAUCACAGAUCUGAUGAAAUGAAAGACAAGUUGGAGGAGAGGAAUUGAGCUAGAUGGACCCAAGGGCUGGCUCAGUAUAAGGCAGUUUCGUCUUAUCUGGGAUAACUAGAAUGCUCUUGUUACUUCUUUUUUCAAUCCGCAUGUAAUGCCAGAUGUGAUCAAAGGCAAUCACAAGUCUUGUGGGCACUUGAAAAGGCUAACAGGAGUGUUGUCUUUUAACUGUUAGUGGCCAUUAAAUUCCUGAUAUCCUGUUCACAUUUCCCAAGGAUCAAACACCCCUUGACUUUAGUAAACACAUAUAGCACACGGCCCUCCAGAUGUAAUGGACUACAGUUCCCAUCAUCCCCUGCCAGCAUGAUGCUGGCAGGGGAUGACAGGAACUGUAGUCCAUAACAUCUGGAGGGCCACGAGUUUGACACCCGUGACAUAUAGGAUUGCUGUGUUCGUUGUUUUGCCACAACAAAUCCUUCUAGGUAUGAUCAGCACUUGAUGUCUGUUCACUGGGUUCAUUCAAACCACUCAGAAUAGUUUUCUUUGAUCUCUUAAAAAUUUGUUGUCAUAUCUCCCCACUGAAUGUUCCCUUUUCUUUCCUUGUUGAGGAAAAUGGGCCAUUUGGUGUGGGGGGUUUCCCCCUUACUUCAUACAAGCACAAUCGUGUUUUUAUUUUCUCCCUCCCUAAGUCUGUUCGCAUUUCUGAUCACUUUCAUCCCAUAUCUGUUUCUUUGGUAAAUGGUUUCUUUUCAUGUUGGGGAUGGGAACAAAGACGACAAAGAGAAUGACUGUUCUGGAUGGAGCCACAAAUUGAUUUACAUUUUAAGCUACCCUUUAUAUUCCUUCUCGAUGAAUUUCUCAAACUUUUCGAAAAUAAUUUUGUCAAAACUUCCCUUUCCUUCUCAUUUGUAUGUCUUGGAAGGAAAACCGACUAACACGUUCCAUGUGACUGUUGGAACAUACCUUAAGCCCACAAGAGGGAUUGUGAGUGACUAAACUAUAAUACCAAUUUGCAUAUCUAAAGUCACAGCAAUUUUGCAUGGCUGUUUUCUUCUUUUUGGAUUUCUAUUAUGCUGUCCUUUUUAUGUGCAAAAUGCUUGUUAUUCAUAGCUGUGUGUUCCUCACACAGUGCGAGGAUUAGAAAACCAGCUCCUGACAACAGAAAAUCCAUUCACUUUCUUUCUCUCCCAACAACACAGAUCUCUGACCCUUUCCACCAACUUAAUGAUGGCCAACAACCAGAAAAAUUAUUAUGACAGGAAUUAUAUUUUGUUAAAAAAAAUGUGUAAGGAAACAGCAGAGCAAAAGCCAGUGGAAGUUACAACUUUUUUUUCUUAAAAGAAGAAUUAAGUUGAGAAGAGGAAUUUUACUUUCUUACGUCUUACUGAUGGAUUACAGUCCCUUCAGGAUUUGUGUGUAAUACAAAAGUGUGUAAUACUUUGUUUUAAGGAAAGACUUUACAUUUCUUCGGUGACCCCUUACUGUUGAUGAGAGACAUACUGUCAGCAUUAGAUCAUGGUUCAUUCUGCAUACAGGAAUUGAAAUGUCUUGCAGACAUUUUAAAAAGCACUGUUUUGGCUUUUUUCUCCCUCGCAGCACAGGAGAAAUAAAGCAUUGCCAGCCAAAACAGUUCUUUUUCCCAUCACCACCCUCACCCCGGUCAAGCUCUCACCUUCAUUUUUGUUGUGCCCGCCAUUUUGUACUGAUGCAGAGAUUUUCCCAUGGAAGUUUCCUUGGCUAACAGCUCAUCUGCUUGCUAUUUUCAUUUUCAAAAUAUGUUAAUAAAGUUCGUUUCCCCGGCUAUUCCAUACAUGUGUCAUUUUUUCUUUCGUUUUGAGGGAGGUGUCUUCAUAGUUAUGACAACAUAUGAGAAUCACAGUCACUCAGAGGGCUGGCAUACGUCCCAUUAAGAAGCAAUGGGUAGAUGCGGCCUGGUGUCAUCGUAGCUAUGAAGAUACCUCCCUCAAAACAAAAGAAAAAGAAAAAACAACACGUACACAGGAUCACCAGGGAAAAUUAACUUUAUUCAUGUAUUUUUAAAACAUAAAUAGCAAAGCGGAUGAGCUGCUAGCCAAGGAAAAACCUUCAGCAAAUGGAGGCAGGCAUGGAGAAUCUCUGCAGCAGCACAAAAUGGUAGGCAUCAGCUGUGGAGAAAAUGAAGUAUUAUUAGACUGACAGCCUUCAGGAUAUAGCCACGAAAGUGUUUCUGAAACUAGGGCAUGCUCUAGUGUUAGUUUCUCAGGUGUAUUAUAGAACUGGCUUGUUAUGAAGCAGGAUACUGGAUGGAUCUGUCUUAUUAAAAUCUGGUUGCGAUGCUUCUUUAUUAAAAAGAACCAUCAAAAAGUCUCUGUGUCAUCUCCAUUUUUGUCCUAUAAGCAGGAAGUAAUUUUCAGCGAAGGACCAGCUAUCUGGACUUAUGGUCUAAAGUUGUGAAAGAGGGGAUGCAAAAUUGAACUGAAAAAUUAUAGUUGCACUGGGGCGUAGCCACCAUUGAUAAGUAUUUGAAAAACUAAAUAUGCAGAAUAGAUAAUACAGUCUCAGGACUAUGGUAGCUACAGCACAGGAAAUGAUUUUUUAAAGUGAUUCUUAAACCUGUAUAAAACAGGUUUCACACACAAAUUGGAGCAUCUUAUUUCUGGUUUUGGUGGGUUUUCCGGGCUGUGUGGCCGUGGUCUGGUGGAUCUUGUUCCUAACAUUUCACCUGCAUCUGUGGCUGGCAUCUUCGGAGGUGUAUCACAGAGGGAAGUCUGCUCCACUGUGUCCCGUGGCCACACAGCCCGGAAAACCCACCAGCACCAGUUGAAUCCGGCCAUGAAAGCCUUUGUCAAUACAUCUUAUUUCUGUUCUGAGAAAGUGUCAGCACAGAUUUAAGGCACAAUGUAGCAAAUGGGGCUCAGUGCUACUUUUCAUUUUAUUUUUUUAAAGUAUGCUGUGGUGUGUAUUAAAGCUUAUGGUGAGAUCAUUUAUUUGGAGGGAAACCAGUCUGAGUAAUCUGUAAGGCUUCUCAUAAACUUAACCAGUAUUUUGUGCAUGGCCUUUUGUGCUUCUGGAUGUUGGAUUUAGCUAUUCUAAACCUGCAUUCAAUAAUAUAACCAAAGCAAUAAAAUGUACCAGGUAGGGAAUAUUGGCCAGUUUUAUUCAGAUCCUCACUGUGUGAGCUCAGGAUUCAUAUUGACCAAACUUUGGCUGGACCCAAGACUUGGUUUGCAAGGAUGAGAGAUGAGGAUGAAGCAGAGAUGCUGGUGUCUUCAUGAAGAUUGCUAACAAAAGAGUGACUCACUCAGUUGGCAUUCAGAUGCUUCCACACUGGCAUGUCUCUUUUUUUGCCUUUCUAUCUCCACCUUCAGAAAUAAGAAUGCAUUUGAAAUCCAUUAAUAUGAGUCCUGGGUAAACAUGGUGGAGAUUCACUUGUUUGUGUGUAUGCAUGUAUCUUUGUUUAGAUGUCAAAAUACACUCUGUAGAUCAGCCAGCAAAAAAAAAAAAGUUACAUAACUGGUGCUGUGUGGACCAUGUACUUUAUAGAACUGUUUUUUUUCCCUUGUAUUUUAAUAAAAAUUGAAGAAAAA